Molecule: messenger RNA, 7483 nt
Organism: Oncorhynchus tshawytscha (Chinook salmon)
Lineage: Eukaryota; Metazoa; Chordata; Actinopteri; Salmoniformes; Salmonidae
Product: SLIT and NTRK-like protein 2
Exons: 1
Coding region: 575-3142 (855 amino acids)
Biological process (GO): positive regulation of synapse assembly; axonogenesis; regulation of presynapse assembly
Cellular component (GO): membrane; glutamatergic synapse
Molecular function (GO): protein binding
Source: RefSeq, a predicted model, not a curated record
GGAUGCGCAGGCAGAGGAUGCUUCAGCCCGUUAUUCCUCAGUAUCCAGUCUCUCUCAGAGUUGGAUCUCUCAGUGUUUUUAUCGAGAAAGUGAAGGAAAACUCCAAGUGAUAUGCUACAUACAUUUAAUUUUUUGUAAAAAACGAAAUUGUACUUAAUGUCGAAUGGAAUUUCGUGGGAUCAAGGCGAGCAGAGACUGUACAAUCUCUGUCGCUGAGUGAGUAUCUAUCUCACUGUUUCUGAUUGUGCUGCUACGGAAAUGCUUGAAACUGCUGCAUGAAUGGUCGUGGGUAACACCGGGGAUUGCGGUAGCCUACAUUGCGAAGCUAUCCCCUGACUAACAGACAAUGUGCCCACUCAAGCCUGGCGCAGAACGUAUCCGAUGAAUGAUUCCUGGUUUAAUUUGCCUGUUGGGUUGUAACGAAGAUCAAUGGAGAGACCUGCGCGUCCGUGCGCCCUGGUACCUUUUUUACACUAAUGUUGUCUUAAUUUGGGUUACAUGUCCCUACUGAAAUUCCCAACUCCAAGGCUCAUACAACGUUGAUGCUGGAUAAUUCAGCAACAUUGUUGUAAAAAUGCUGAACAGCGUUUUGUUGCUCAGCGUUUUAACUGUGACCAGUUUCGCAUCGAAGACAGAGAGCCGCAAAACAUCGAAAGAAAUUUGUAAGAACCGCUGCUCCUGUGAGGAAAAGGAGAAUAUAUUGAGCAUUAACUGCGAAAACAAAGGGUUUACAACGGUGAGUCUAUUUCAGCCUCCACCGAACAAAAUCUGCCAACUCUUUCUCAAUGGAAACUUUCUUUCGAGACUUAAUCCGAACGAGUUUAUCAAUUAUGGUAAUGUCACAUCCCUUCACCUGGGAAACAACGGGUUACAGGAGAUACAGACUGGAGCUUUUACUGGACUGAGGUUUUUAAAACGACUUCAUCUCAACAACAAUAACUUGGAGAUAAUCAAGGAAGUCACCUUUGCUGGUUUAGAGAGUUUGGAGUAUUUACAGGCAGAUUAUAAUUACAUCAGCGCCAUUGAAGCAGGUGCAUUCGGCAAAUUAAAUAAACUCAAAGUGCUGAUUCUCAACGACAACCUCAUGCUGUCUCUUCCCAACAAUGUAUUUCGUUUCGUUAUGUUAACGCAUUUGGAUCUAAGGGGAAACCGGCUUAAAAUGCUGCCUUUUGCUGGUGUGCUGGAGCACAUAGGCGGCAUUAUGGAGAUCCAACUGGAGGAGAACCCGUGGAAUUGCACCUGUGAUCUGAUUCCCUUAAAAGCCUGGCUGGACACAAUCUCGGUCUUUGUAGGGGACAUCGUGUGCGAGACCCCCUUUAGACUGCAUGGAAAAGACAUUACGCAAUUGAUUAGGCAAGAUCUAUGCCCCCGACGUAAUGCUGGUGAUUCUAAUCACCGCGCAAUGCAGCCCCCUUCUGAUUCCCAAUACGACGGCCCCUCUCCCACCCUACACCCCGGUGGCACUCCAACAAAAGCCCCACGGGCCUCCCGUCCCCCUAAAAUGAGAAAUCGCCCUACACAACGGGUAACGUCUGGUAAGGACAAACAAGUGCUGGGGCCUAUAAUGGUUUAUCAGACUAGGUCCCCUGUUCCCAUGACCUGCCCUAGUAUAUGCGUCUGUACCUCCCAGAACGCAGACACUGGAUUAAAUAUCAACUGCCAGGAGAGGAAAUUGCAUAAUAUAACAGAGCUUACCCCUAAACCCUCCUAUCCAAAGAAAUUGCAUUUAACAGGGAAUUACUUACAUACCAUAUAUAGAACAGACCUAACCGAAUACAGCACACUCGAGCUCCUCCAUUUAGGAAAUAAUAGGAUAGCUGUUAUUCAGGACGGGGCCUUUGACAACCUGGCUAAUCUACGGAGACUUUACCUCAAUGGCAAUUACAUUGAAAGUCUAUCCCAAUCAUUAUUCGUAGGGCUGCAGAGCCUUCAAUAUUUAUACCUGGAGUACAAUGUCAUCAAGGACAUUUUACCACAGACGUUUAACUCAUUACAGAAUCUGCAGCUGCUGUUCCUAAACAACAAUCUACUAAGAUCCCUUCCCGACAAUAUAUUUUGGGGGACUAUGCUAACAAGACUGAACCUGAGGAACAAUCACUUCUCCCACCUGCCGGUGCGCGGUGUGCUCGACCAGCUCUCCGCAUUCAUUCAGAUCGAUCUGCAGGAGAACCCAUGGGAUUGCACAUGCGACAUCGUCGCCCUUAAAAACUGGAUGGAGCUGUCCAGCACCAGUGUCGUGGUAAAUGAAAUCACAUGUGAUUCGCCCUCCAAACACGCAGGGCGGCUGCUCAGAUCUCUGCGUAAUGACGCAAUUUGUCCCGAGCCUAACGAGGUCACAGUAGGCCUAACCAAGGCCCCAACGGUCAGUCCCAGCACCGACUCCACUCCCCCGCUUGCCGUCACGUCAACAGAAGAGCAGAUACCCGAGAUGCACGCGGAGGUGCCCCUGUCUGUUCUCAUACUGGGACUGCUCGUGGUGUUCAUUCUGUCGGUCUGCUUCGGGGCUGGUCUUUUCGUAUUCGUCCUCAAACGACGCAAAGGAAUUGAUAGCGUCCCCGCCAGUGCCAAUCAUUUAGAUAUAAACUCUUUCCACGUACAGUAUGGUUCAUAUAGCUCAGAGCCCACUGCAGAUAAAAUAGAGACACAUGUGUAUAACUACAUCCCUCCCCCCGCUAGCCAGAUGUGUCAGAACCCCAUCUACAUGCAGAAAGAUAGCGAGCAGGUGGCGUACUAUAGGAAUCUAAAAGAGCUAACUUUCAGCACCAUGGACCCGAAAAAGUCGGAGUUGCCCCCAAGCCCAUAUACCAUAAGCACAGUGGAACUCAAUGAGAAACAAUCUUGUGGCAAUCGACAGCCGGAGCUGCUUUAUCAAAACAUUGCAGAGAGAGUUAAGGAGCUUCCGACGGCUGGCGAUCAGAAUUACAGUUUCUGCACUUUACCGAAAAGACAAUUCAUUCCUCCAUUUGAAACUACUAGACGACACAAACAGGACAGGUUGAAUAAAACUGUUCUCUAUGGGACUCCACGAAAGUAUUAUGCUGAACAAUCAAAAAAUGAACACCCUUUGCUGCCUGGGAAGCUAAAAACAGAACCAGACUACCUCGAAGUUCUGGAAAAACAUACUGCAAUGAGUCAGUUGUAAGAUAUGGCCCUACUUACUAUCAUCACACGUAUUACAUCGGUAUGUAUCUAUGUAUUCCACAAAUUGACGAGUCCAACUCAAACAAAGCAACCUAAGCCUUUUUAUCUUGUUUCCAGCUGUAUUGAGUCAACGUAGCCCUUUAUGCAGACAGUUAUAUUAUAUUACUGGAGGUUUAACAUAUUUAUUAUACUUUAAAUAUAAAGACUGUAGCAGGUACCGCAAGAACUAUGUAUACUACGGCUGUGUGCAUUUUAUAUCAUAUAUUUUAUUUUCUCUGUGGAAACAAAAAUCAUUUUUAGAUGAAUAAUUGAGAAAUGACAUUCCUGUAUAUAAUAAUGAGUGUGAAACACAUGUAAAGGUUCCGUCCACAUGACGAUCCAUUUAUUCCAGAAGUGCCUUUGCACUCCGAGUAUUUUAUCUUUGCUUUCUGCAAAUGGAAAUUUGCUGUAUUUUAAGAAUCUUUAUGUACAAUUUAAUUAUUUGUCCAUUACAUUAAACAUAAGGUAUGUAUGGUAAAUAAUGUUUUGAAUAUCUAAGUGUCUUUCAAGAUGUACAAUUUAGCGAAUUGCAUAAGAUUGUAUGCUAUAGAUGAGCAAUACAAGUGCCAGAAGAGCAACAACAUUUUCACCGAAGCACUUUGUCAAGUCUGAAUUUGAGGUGAGCAUUAUUAAGAUUAUAACUGUCUGUCUUUGUGUUUGUGUGUGUUAGUUUGUGUGUGUGCUCCCAUGUGAUGAGGGGUUGGGUGCUUUGGGGGCGGUAACAUCUCUCUCUUUGAUGGAAUCUAUAGACCAAUGUGUAUUGAUGAGGAAUUUGAUGAGUACUUUUGGCACGAAUGACGAAUUUAUCGACUAAGGGCCCUCACAGGAAUACCAUUAAUUUCACACUUAUUAUUGUCUACCCAAAAGUUAGAGAGAAGCAGUGUCCACUAAAAGUGUAGUUUAUUUAUCUCAAUAUUCUGAUUAAAGGGUGAUAAAAACUACAGCUCUCCAGGAGCUUACUUGAAAGGCACAAAUUAUGAUUAGUUCUCAAAGCUCCUCAUACACAACAUGUCUUGUUUCUAAUAGUUUUAAGGAGACAAGAUUAUAUUCUGCCCUUCAGGUGACAUUUGCUUUGAGGUCUGCUGUAGACCUAUACCUUCUUCAAGCCCAAAUUGUUCUGCUGUUUUUUCACUCACUUUGUUUCCUGGCUGCUUCAAGUAGCUACUAUUGUGUCACUGUCCAUGUUGCAGAUAUUUUUCAGCUUGUGCAUUUUCAAUGGAUUCUACAGUGUGGGGACUUUUCACUUGAUUUGUUGGAUUUCACAUUGACUUUGUAAAGAGUGCACAGUGUUGUUGUUGUUUUUUAUCACAGGUUGUUAAUCACAUUGGUCAAAUAGAUUAAUGAAAUAAGUGUCUACUGAGAACCAACACAAAUUGGGAAUUGAAGUUAGCAAUAACUGGCCUUCUGAUUUGAUUGAAUCAUGGAUUUUAUGCUUAAACAUUUUCAAUACAGAACACUGACCAUGAAAAAGUUCAUUAUGUGAGUCUUGUCUUAUAAUACUGACAUUCUGCUUGUGGGUAACUAGCAGAGGCCAUUGAGUUGGUAUGAGUGAGACUGAGUGAGAGUUCUGUUCAUUCCUUCUGAAACAGAGUGAUUUUUUUUGCCUGGGCACAAUGGGCCUCUGUGUUGCUGUUUACUGGUGCUGUGGAGAAUGAGGGGUUGGACAUGUCUUGCACACCAAUGAGGCAGCUAGCUCCCACAGUCCCCACCAUACUCCUCCUCUCCUCAUAUCACAUGGGACUGGGAGGAGGAGAGAUGGUGAUGGAAUGCAAUAGCUUUACAACAGAAGCUAUCAAUCACUCUGAUCAGUUCACACCUGAAAAUAGGAUAAAAUAUUAUAAAUUGCUUCACAAUUUGAGGUUGAGUGACUAUGUUGUUUGGAACAUUUGAGUAGUUUUGUCACAAAGGAUUUCCUUCAAUCCAUGGAUCCUAUAAAGGAAACAGUUGUUAGAUAUCUUUAUUGAUCAACAGAUUGUAAUUGAUUCACUCUCCCUCUCAUUUAAUUCUAACAAUAUGGUUCCUGUUGUAGACAGGAAUGUAAACCUUGACCUUGCUAUAUUAAGGCACUAGCGGUGAACUAGAGUGAAUCAAUGGAGACGGCUUUCAGAUGCUUGCUGCUAGGGGCCUCAAUCCCAGACCUCUUCAGAAAUACUCUUGGCGAAGUUCAUGUUUAUUCAAAGGUCGGACUGUCUUUUUUCCCUCUUUGAUUUGUGAUGAGGCCCAACGAGAGUUGCCUAUGCUUGUUGUGUAUGAUACUGAAUCUCUUUGACAUGGUGGAGACUACGAGACCUGUGGGAAACAUGGAAGGUCUAUGUUCCUCCUUCCCAGUGUCCCCGGGAUUGGUUGGAGUCACAACCAAUUCACUCUCAAAGUAAUGAAGUGACAUUUUGAAACCAAUAGUAAGGUCAGGGUCUGUGACAUAUUUAAUGAACCUUAAUUUUAUUUUAUAACCUUUACAUAUUACUAUUUCAUAUUUUGGAUCAAUAUAGAUGCAUUGUUCCACAUGAACUAUCAGAUGGUAUAGUUUAUCUAAGAAAUGUUCAGAUAAAUGCUAGGCUCCUAUAUGGUAAACAGUGCUACAGGAAUAUUUGUUAUUGAUUAAAUCAAAGUAACCAAGUAAACAUCUCAAAGUACAGUUAAUUGAAAUAAUCAGCCAUAUGCUGAAAUAUGAGCCAUGUUCACAGUAUAUUCAGCUUAAUUACAAUCAUUUCAAGUGUUCAGUAGAGUCAAUAUUUCCCGCUGACAUGGUUGUGCAAAUUAUGGGGAUAUAUUAUGUGUUCUUGUCUUUGUUUCAGAGAUGAGGUUUGUGUGAGAGAGAGAGUGAGAGAGAGACUGUCUUCGUUCCUUCCACAGUCCUUUGACAAAUAUUGCACCAGUUUCAUGGCUGCUUAAUCAUUUAGACAUUAAUGAUGGGCCAUGUUAAAUGUUGACAGAAUUCCUUGAACAACUGUCGCAGGAUAAACAACCUUGUAGUCUCUGCACAAUGUACAGUCUGCUGCCUAACAGUACAAAUGUGUGCCCUGUUUGUGAUCUAUGAACACCGACGUGGCAAUGGUUUAAAACACAGCCGCAACCUCUCUGUUAAACACCCCGCAUGAACAGUGAAGGCUGUUGGACUCACAGCCAUGACGAAGAUCAAUGGGCUGCUUACCCCCAUUUUUCUGUAUGGUUGAGGGAUAAUCCUAGUGCAAACAGCAGCCGGCCCACAGCUGUGUGUUAAAGGAAUGGUGACAGACUGCAGACUUCUCCAAAGGUUAACUCAAGCCAAAUCUGACCUUGUGUCCACUUUCUCUGGAACACAACACAUUGAUCUUAUUAGAAAAAAAAGAAGAGCAAUUGAAGUGAAACUCCUUCCAAGUGAAUAUGAUAAAUGAGAAGGGCCAAAUCUACACUAGCUAGCAUUCACUUUUGUGUUGUUCUUUCAUAUGAGAUUACAUGUAGUACAGAGUUCAGAGGAACUGUGGAGGGGUAAUGAGGAGAUCUGAAUUGUUCUCUGGUGAAUUUAUGAAUGUGUUAUUUCAGUGGAGAUUGACCCAUGCAUGUGUGAGUGAGAAACAACAAAACCAUCUUGAACCACCCUUCCACUGCUCAGCCCCAUAUUAUGCUGAGUUUUCAAUGACCUCGGUUUAAAACACUUCUCCACAUGAGACAAUAUUAAUAAGCCUUUCCUGUUCAAUUGCCUGCCAUAAAAUGUUAUCACUGCAGUCAUUAUUUGGCACUUGAAGUGUGAAGCGGCUACACAGUAAGCCAAUGUCCCAGGGAAGACUUUAUUGGUUUGUGUAACAAGGCAUGGCAAGUGGCUCCUCUAGAAUCAAAUCAGCUCCUUCUCCCACUGGUUAGCAGUCCUACCAUAUAACCCUCACACAAUGUAGCAUUCAUGUCUACCAUGGCCCCAGACAUUUUUCCAGGAAGUGCAUGGAGGACUUUCUCCCAGCAACAUGGAAAAGUCUAUUUUUUACCCCCAAGAAUGCAAUGGAAAUCAAUAACUCAGUUGUGAGACCAAUAUAACUCUAAUGGCUCUGUAAAUGGAGCAUAUUAUAUAGAAUAUGCAACAAUGAAUGGAAAAGGCAUCUGAUUUGUUAACUUCAUACCUCAACCAUACCUAUAUUUCCAACAUAUUUUUUAAAUUCAUAGAUUUGUAUUGUUUCGUAUUCACAUGCAGUACAUGACGCAACCUGACGUUUGUUAUACAAUACUGUAUAUUGAUAUCAAUCCAUAUUUCUGGUAAAUUACUAAUAAAAUGUUGAAUUAAUAAUAUAGCCCGGGUGUUUAUAACAGAUGUGAUAGCAGUGCCUUUGGGAAC